Messenger RNA from Hemicordylus capensis (graceful crag lizard), 1026 nucleotides. RefSeq names its product biogenesis of lysosomal organelles complex 1 subunit 3 (gene BLOC1S3). The record is from RefSeq and is a predicted model, not a curated record. Bases 167 to 742 code for a protein of 191 amino acids. The transcript is spliced from 2 exons. Lineage: Eukaryota; Metazoa; Chordata; Lepidosauria; Squamata; Cordylidae. Gene Ontology annotation, cellular component: BLOC-1 complex.
CGCCUUCGUAAACCUCUUGGCUAAGCCAAGCGGGGGCGGGGUGCAGGCGGGAAUCGUGGUCACGUGGUCCAGCCGUGUCAUAUGAUCCGUCAAGAUGGCGGCGCGGGUUCUUCCCGGUCGGGUGCUGUAGAGCGGGGGAAAGGGCGGAUGUGGAGGUGAUGCCAAGAUGACCACUACAAGGCACAAAACUGUAGUUCAGGGAGAAGCAUCAGAAACCGAUUCGGAGGAAGAGGUUUAUCUGUCCUCUAUGCCCCAGACCUCAUUCCCCAGCCUUUCUGGUGUGAAGGUCCCCGGGGAGGCCUCAGAAACAGACGAGGAGGAAGGUACAAGCCCCAGCAUGCCAAAAGCGAAACCUAAGCUCAUAAGCCCGGACUUGCCUCCACUGAUAGUUUUCAGGAAUGAGGAGCUGGGCUCUCCCACAGCAGUAGAAGAGAAGCCCGCACUUCGUAUCAGACACCGGGGCCGCUAUAGCACUCUGCUGCAGCAGAAGCUGAUUGAGAGUAAUGCCCGCUUGUACUAUGACGUCGGCAGUACCAUCAAACAGGUGUAUCAGACCGCCAUCAAAGAGAUUGGGGCUAUCACUGGGCAGCUCAGUAACUCCCAAAAUGGCAUCAUCAGUGCCUCGCACAGUAUCCGACUGGUCCUGGAGGACUUAAGAGCUGUUGCUGACAAGAUAGACAUCAUCACCAGCUGCAAUCUGCUGCCCGAUAUCCAGGUACCGCUGCCCCCAGCACACACCUAGCAGGUCCUGGAACCACAGCAAGAUGAGCAACUCGUGCUUGAUCAACAGUGGGAUGGUCAACAGUCAGUAGCACAAGGUGCUGGAGUGCUGAUGAGACCCUGGCCAUCAGAUGCAGUCAGAAACUGAAGCAGAACUGAUGCUCUUAAGCAACAACCAGGCAGCAAAUGACUCAGGAGCUUUUCCUGCAUUGGGUUUAAUUCACAGCACUUUGAUACCCUGUCAUGUUCUGCCCUAACUCCUUCCAGUAAGGCAGAAUUGCACAAAAUUAAACUGUCCUUGAUAUA